AUGUUGAUAAUACUUACCAUAUUCGCACUUUUGCUCAUCUUCAAAUGGUGGCUCAAGAAAGACUCGCAGACUGGCUUUUUCGUGAAUGCCAAAAUUGCACCCAUUGGUAGCGACUUCAGGUGGGAAGACUGUGAACCACUACGUCUUCGCCCCUUCGUUGGAAAAAUAAGCUUCAAUCCGCUGAUGGGGGUUCGUAAUAUGUCUCAAAAAAGAGAAGAACUCUUUCUCAUCGAAAACACGUACCUUGAAACUACCAACAGGAGAAAAUCUCAUUUGGGCCGCUUCGAGCAUAAAAUGAUCCAUUGCAACCACAGUGAAAUGGCCCAAUCAGCAGUACGAGAGUUCUACUCGAUGGCCGUAUCCUUCUUGGCAAACCGCUACCCGCAGUACUUCAAGCUAGACUCGGCAAAGGGUACAAUCCAUAAUCUCAUCAACGAUGACGUCUUCCCACUUUCGGGCCGCAAUCGCGAUGUCAAGUAUCUUUUGAGAGUUUUGACUGCCAACAUAGAAGAAGACGUAAUUAUUAUGCUCAAGGACCACCCCGAAAAUGAGGACGCCGAGUACAUCUUGAGGGCCUCCUUAACAGGCUCGCCUGCCGGGUUUGAUCCGUCUCACAACUUCGAUAGACCAGUGUCCUUUAUACACAAUCCCGUGCCACAAUACGAAGCUCGACUCUUUUCGCCUAUGCACAGGUUUUUCAACAAGAUCGCGUCCAAAGAUAUAUGGCAAAGAGCAAAUUGGUCUAUACAAACAAACAGAAUACUAUUUAAACUCGAGGACCAUCAUGGAAGGUGCGGUGAUGAUCCAGAAGAGCAGGAGACACAGGAUAUUGAUUUUGAGAAUGCGUGCUUCAUGCGUUGUGAAAGACAAUUGAUCACUCGCCUUCCGCAAACGAAAGCAGUGCUCAUGUUGGUGAGAACAUAUCUCACGCCAUUGAAAACCAUCAAAGAGGAGAGUCAUGCGACCGAAAUGGCACAAGCAAUUGAAUCGCUUCCAGAAGAUCUUGCAUUAUACAAACGAAGACACGUAUGGGGAAAAGCCGUUUGUGAGUAUCUUCGAACCUAA
Molecule: messenger RNA, 1065 nt
Organism: Metschnikowia bicuspidata var. bicuspidata NRRL YB-4993
Lineage: Eukaryota; Fungi; Ascomycota; Pichiomycetes; Serinales; Metschnikowiaceae
Exons: 1
Coding region: 1-1065 (354 amino acids)
Source: RefSeq, a predicted model, not a curated record